Molecule: messenger RNA, 4017 nt
Organism: Procambarus clarkii (red swamp crayfish)
Lineage: Eukaryota; Metazoa; Arthropoda; Malacostraca; Decapoda; Cambaridae
Source: RefSeq, a predicted model, not a curated record
GUCUACUGUCAGUGAGACUGCCAGUCUCUCCAGACUGGCAGUCAGGACCAGUCUUGCCGUGAUGCCUGACGAGGGAGGUCUUGAGGGGUUCUGUAACUCCACGUUCUGGGACCCGGAUGUCACAUGGAACACAACCGACCCGGACUUCACCCUGUGCUUCGAGCGGACGGUGCUGGUGUGGGUGCCGUGUGGGUUCCUGUGGCUCUUCGCCCCGCUGGAGAUCUCCUACAUCGUCAACAGCGUCGACCGGCUGGUACCCUGGUCGUGGAUCAAUAUCUCCAAGCUGGUGGUGUCGACGCUGGUGCUGGCCUGCGAGGCUGUGAGCUUCUUCGAUGUUGUGGACCGUAGCAGCGGCGAAGACGUUCCUGGCGUCGACUACAUGGCGCCCGCACUCAUCUUCCUGUCCGUGCUGCUGCAGCUGGUGUUCGUGAUGCUGGAGAAGAAGCGAGGGAUGCAGAGCUCUGGCUACUUGUUCACCUUCUGGCUGCUCCUGAUGGUCCUGGCCAUCCCUGAGUUCCGCACCACCAUCAGACUCUACGACCAGACGGACGAUCAGGAUAGUGAUGUUGACAGUCUGAGGCUCUCAGUGUACUGUCUCUACUUCUUCUUUACCGUCCUCAUGGUCAUCCUCAACUGCUUUGGUGACGCAACUCCACGCUACCUGAAGUAUCCGCGAGGCCAAAAUCCAAGUCCAGAAGAGAGUGCCUCCUUUUUCAGUCGCAUCACGUUCUCGUGGUUGGAUUCCUUAAUCUGGCGAGGCUACAGGAAGCCUCUGGUGCAGGCCGACACCUGGGACCUCUCCUUCAAGAACACCUCUCGAUACACCGUUCACAAGUGGGACAGUAACUGGAAGAAAACUUUAAAGAACGUUGACAAAAAGAAGCAGAAGUCAGAGUCGCGAGCAGCCGGACACCAGGUGGAGAUGGCGGUGCGGGGCACCCAGCCCACCAAGAGGAAGCCAGUGUCGGUCCUGCCUACCAUGGUCCGAACGUUCGGUUCAACCAUGGUGUUCGGGGUCAUACUCAAGACCAUCUAUGACAUAAUGCAGUUUGUCAGCCCUCAGAUCCUGCGGUUGUUGAUCAACUUCACUGAGAGUGGCGAGUUGGAGGAGCCUAAGUGGCGCGGGUACCUGUACGCCGCCGUCCUCUUCGUCUUCGCCCAGCUCCAGUCCUUCAUCGUGGGUCAGUACUCCAUGAAGAUGUAUCUGGCCGGCCUCAGGAUGAGAACUGCUGUCAUAUCGACUAUCUACCGCAAGGCGCUGCGCAUCUCCAACUCGGCGAGGAAAGAGUCGACAGUUGGAGAGAUCGUGAACCUGAUGGCCGUGGACGCCCAGCGCUUCAUGGACCUCAUGACCUACAUUGUUCUGCUGUGGUCAGCACCGCUCCAGAUCGCUCUCGCCCUCUACUUCCUCUGGCAGAUCCUGGGGUGGUCAGUGCUGGCCGGCUUGGCAGUGUUGCUAGUGCUGAUCCCCAUCAACGGGUUCGUGGCCUCCAAGAGCAGACAGCUCCAGAUCACCCAGAUGAAGUUCAAGGAUCAGCGCGUCAAGAUGAUGAAUGAAAUCCUCAAUGGAAUAAGGGUGUUGAAGCUGUACGCCUGGGAGCCGUCGUUCGAGGAGCAGGUGCUCAACAUCCGGGCCGAGGAGAUGAAGGUGCUGAAGAAGUCAUCUUACCUCAACGCCUUCACCUCCUUCAUCUUCUCCUGCACCCCCUUCAUAGUGACGAUCGCCAUGUUUGCAACAUAUGUGUUGUCGGACGAAGAGCACAUACUGACGGCCCAGACCAUCUUCACCUCCAUCUCUCUCCUCAACAUUCUCAGGAUGCCCAUGGCCAUGUUGCCCUUCCUUAUUGUGGCCGUGGUCCAGGCCAAUGUUUCCUUGAAGAGACUGAAUAAGUUCCUCAACGCUGACGAACUGGACCUGAACAGUGUAUCAAGGGACGCCACACAGGAGAGUCCUGUUGUGAUCAAGAAUGGGACGUUCGCGUGGGGCGGCGGUGAGGAGGAGAGCCCGGCGCUGAGAGACAUCGACUUCACCGCACCCGAGGGCGCCCUGGUGGCCGUCGUCGGCACCGUCGGCGCCGGCAAGUCCUCCCUCUGCUCCGCUAUACUGGGCGAGAUGGACAAGCUCUCCGGCACAGUGAAUGUUAAGGUGUCUGUCGGCGUCUAUGGCUACUUCAUCCGCGCUAUUGGUGUAGUGUCGGUGCUGCUGACGGUGGUGUUCUACUUCCUCUCUCAAGCGUGCUCUGUGGGCUCCAGCGUGUGGCUCACGGUCUGGUCCAACGACCCGGAGGCCGCCACCGACAUUAAAGUCAGAGACAAGUACCUGGGCGUCUACGGUGCUUUGGGCGUCGGACAAGCGGCUUUCAUCCUUACCGGCUCCGUCAUCAUUGCACGCGGCAUGAUACACUCCUCGAGGACACUGCACAGGUUGCUCCUCAACAACGUGUUGCACAGCCCGAUGUCCUACUUCGACAUGACUCCCAUUGGCAGGAUCGUCAACCGGUUCUCCAAGGACCUGGACACCGUCGAUGCCUCUCUUCCCUCCAACCUCAGGAUGUGGGUGAUAUGCCUCCUCUCGGUGUUGUCGACGUUCGUGGUGAUCAUCAGCGCCACUCCGGUGUUCGUGGCAGUAAUGAUCCCUACCAUGGUCAUCUAUUACUUCGUGCAGGUGCUGUAUGUGUCAACGUCACGACAACUGAAGAGAAUUGAGUCGGUGUCUCGCUCGCCCAUAUACUCUCAUUUCCAGGAGACUAUACAAGGAGCGUCCACCAUUCGCGCGUACGACCGCGAGCCGCAGUUCAUCGGAGACUCGGAGGCCAAGGUGGACUUUAAUCUACGUAGCAGCACCCCGGGAGUCAUGGCUAACAGGUGGCUGGCGAUACGUUUGGAGUUCAUUGGCAACGUCAUGACAUUCUUUGCGGCUCUGUUUGCGGUGAUGAGUCGCGGCACCAUCAGUGGUGGCGUUGUUGGACUCUCAAUCAGCUACGCUAUGUCAGUGACACAGAUCCUGAACUGGCUGGUGCGUAUGACGUCAGACGUGGAGACCAACAUCGUGUCUGUGGAGCGCAUCAAGGAGUACUCUGAGGUGCCCCAGGAAGCUGCUUGGGAGAUCCCAGACCACAAGCCCCCCAAGGAGUGGCCCCAGCAGGGAGUGGUGGAGUUCAACAGCUACUCCACACGCUACAGGGAGGGACUGGACCUGGUCGUGAGGGAUAUUACUGUCAGCAUUGCUGGAGGAGAGAAGAUAGGGAUAGUAGGCCGUACGGGGGCCGGUAAGUCCUCCCUCACCCUCGGCCUCUUCCGGAUUAUCGAGGCCGCUGGCGGUAACAUCACCAUUGAUGGUGUCAACAUAUCAACCAUAGGCCUACAUGACGUCCGUGGGAGACUCACCAUCAUUCCGCAGGACCCGGUGCUCUUCAGCGGGACGCUCCGGAUGAACCUGGACCCCUUCAACAUGUACGACGACGACAAGGUGUGGUCGGCCCUGGAACACUCACACCUCAAGGAGUUCGUGUGCAGUCUGCAGCGGGGCUUGCAACACGAAGUGGCAGAGGGCGGAGAGAACCUCAGCGUGGGCCAGAGGCAGCUGGUGUGCCUGGCGCGGGCACUCCUCCGCAAGACCCGGGUCUUGGUGCUGGACGAGGCCACCGCCGCCGUCGACCUGGAGACCGACGACCUCAUCCAGCAGACCAUCCGCCACGAGUUCAGAGAGUGUACUGUCUUCACCAUCGCUCAUAGACUCAAUACAAUCAUGGACUCAACACGGGUGUUGGUCUUGGACAACGGUGUGGUGAAGGAGUUGGACCAACCAUCUGCUCUGCUCCAGGACAAGUCCUCUAUUUUCUAUGGCAUGGCUCUGGACGCUGGACUCGUCUGAGUCUCCUCUGUGGAACGGAUCUGGACUCUGGAGUCGUCUGUGUCUCUUCUGAGAAUUAUACAGCUUAUUUGAGAAACCUUUGGUAGCGGCUAACGUGUAUCUUUUUAUAAAAAUAAAGUUGUCUGUGAUAUGAAAUUAAAAAA